GCCUGCAGCCACCGCACGCCGGCAGUCCAGCUCUCGGGUCCCCGCGCAGAUCCCAAGCCCGCGCGCCCACGAACUGGAACACUCACGCGACCCACGAGGUGCCAGGACUGACUCCAGGGGCCACCCGGGCACGUCCCACCCCCCCGCCGGCGGCGAUCCCCUGUCCCUUGUCCGCGACCCCAGGCCCAGGGACACGCUGGGUGGAGGUGGGAUCCCCGGGGACCUGGGCCACCCGGGCCAGGGCGCGACGAUGGAGGAACCGCAGCGCGCGCGCUCGCACACGGUCACCACCACCACCAGCUCCUUCGCCGAGAACUUCUCCACCACCAGCAGCAGCUUCGCCUACGACCGAGAGUUCCUCCGAACGCUGCCGGGACUCCUGAUCGUCGCCGAGAUCGUCUUGGGAUUGCUGGUAUGGACACUCAUCGCUGGAACAGAGUAUUUCCGCGUCCCUGCUUUUGGCUGGGUCAUGUUUGUAGCUGUCUUUUACUGGGUCCUCACCGUCUUCUUCCUCAUCGUCUACAUCACCAUGACCUACACCAGGAUUCCACAGGUGCCCUGGACCACAGUGGGCCUGUGCUUUAACAGCAGUGCGUUUGUCUUGUACCUCUCUGCCGCCAUAGUGGAUGCAUCUUCUGUCUCCCCAGAGAAGGACAGUCACAACUUCAACAGUUGGGCAGCCUCUUCGUUCUUCGCCUUCCUGGUCACCAUCUGCUACGCUGGAAACACAUACUUCAGUUUCAUAGCCUGGCGAUCCAGGACCACACAGUGACUUCGACCCAUUCCAUCAUUGGAAAGAAAAAAAAACGAGAAUCCCACUGUACAAAAAAAGUUGUAGGUAUAAUGUAUAUUUCCACAGAAUUGUAUUUAACUAAUGUUUUUAUAUCUUAGUUAAAUUUGCUCGUAGUGGCUUAUUACAAUUAAACUGGACACUUAUUUGAAAAGUGCUGUAGCUUAGAGUGAAUUCUGAAGUAUCUUGAUGUCUUCAUAGACUUUAUUUUCUUAUACAGUGUAUAAAUAAAUUGCUAAAUGUUAAGAAUGUGUCAAGUG
Molecule: messenger RNA, 1050 nt
Organism: Nannospalax galili (Upper Galilee mountains blind mole rat)
Lineage: Eukaryota; Metazoa; Chordata; Mammalia; Rodentia; Spalacidae
Gene: Cmtm8
Product: CKLF like MARVEL transmembrane domain containing 8
Exons: 4
Coding region: 251-772 (173 amino acids)
Biological process (GO): myelination
Cellular component (GO): membrane
Molecular function (GO): structural constituent of myelin sheath
Source: RefSeq, a predicted model, not a curated record